AAAACCCAGUAGACCCCAGAUUCGUCAUACUUCCUUACCUUAUAAAGGCCUAACCAAAAAAAAGCCCAAGCUUUUCCACAACACAACCCCCGGCCAUCUCCGCCGCGAAGAUCCCAAAACACCGCCGCAGACUUCGUGUAUGCGGUGGUACACAAUGUCUGAAUCGAAGCCUCCGCCGCCACAACUAUUGAAGCAACAGUCGUGGUCCCCGGACAUCCACCGCCAGGAGACUUGGUCGAGGCGGAAGGACAACCACAAGCUGCGCCGCCGGCUCCUCCGCCGCACCAAGAGCGUCACCGACGACGACUUCGACGAACUGAAGGCCUGCUUCGAGUUAGGGUUCGGAUUCGACUCCGACUCGCCCGAUAGCGAUCCGAAACUCUCCGAUGCCUUUCCUGCUUUGGAACUCUACUACGCUGUGAAUAAGCAGUAUAACAACCACCAUGGAGGACUAUCCAGAUCAUCGUCAUCAACGUCGACGCUGAUUUCUGACUCCGAUUCUUCGUCGUUGCCGAUUGAGAGCCCUAGAAGUAGCACCAGCACCACCACUAUAUUCGACUCAGGUGAUGAUCCGGAGACGAUGAAGACGAGAUUGAGGCAGUGGGCUCAGAUUGUUGGUUGUGUUGUGCGACAAUCUUCACCAAACUGAAAUACUUUAUUUUCUUUUUCUCAACCAAUUUUGUUGCGUACAAUUAUACAUUAAAUUCAUAUUUUUUAUGUUUUAUUAUUGUAGGAUUUUUUUUAUUAUAUAACAAAUUUCUUAUAUUUGAGUCGAAUGUUUA
Molecule: messenger RNA, 782 nt
Organism: Camellia sinensis
Lineage: Eukaryota; Viridiplantae; Streptophyta; Magnoliopsida; Ericales; Theaceae
Source: RefSeq, a predicted model, not a curated record